Soboliphyme baturini is the source of this 1425-nucleotide messenger RNA. The record is from the annotation of a GenBank genome assembly. NCBI's taxonomy places the organism in Eukaryota, Metazoa, Nematoda, Enoplea, Dioctophymatida, Soboliphymatidae.
AUGUCGGAUAACCGGCACUUGUUGGGACCGACGACGUCGUUUUCGUGUGCCCGAAGCCAUGAACUGGGUGUCACUGGUGAGGUUCAGCACACUUGCUGCUUCAGCGAACAGAUCGGCUCGUUGUGUGUCAAUGAAGACUAUAGCGACGUCCGUCUCAUUCUCAACGGUACUUCUUUGCCGGCGCAUCGCGUCAUUCUCGCCGCCAGAAUUUCCAACGUCUGUACGAUACUCAGUGCUUCGUUCCUCUUCAGUUUAACGAAGUUGACUCAACAUUGUUUGGAAUUUGUGGAUCGUUGUGCCCUUGAGGUUCUCAACUCUGAAGGAUUCAUGGCUUUGUCUUCUGUAAUAAAGGAGAUCAUUUCACGAGAUAGCUUCUUCGUACCAGAGAUCGAAGUGUUUAAAGCAGUACGUGAGUGGGCUCGAGUGAACCCGACGUUGGACCUUCAAGAAGUUCUGAGCGCAGUGAGAUUGCCUCUGAUCAGCUUGGAGAAUUUGUUGAACUGCGUCAGGCCAUCAGGCAUCGUGUCAGCCGACGAUAUCCUUGAUACGAUUAAGACGCAGUCGGAAAAGAUUGAUUCGCAGCUGAAAUAUAGAGGAUAUUCAAUUCACGAUGUUAACGUGGCAGCGUCGAACCGGAAUGAUGUCGACAAUCCGGGCAUUGUCGUACAGCUCGGUUCGCCGUAUAUCAUAAAUCACAUUAAGAUGUUGUUGUGGGACCGCGACGAACGUUCAUAUUCGUAUUAUAUCGAAACAUCGAUGGAUCGGGAACGUUGGGUGCGAGUGGUCGAUUACAGCGAUUACUUGUGCCGAAGUUGGCAGUACUUGUAUUUUCCGGAACGCGUAGUGAGGUACAUCAAAAUUGUUGGCACCAGAAAUACUAAAAACAACGUUUUUCAUCUGGUUAGUCUCGAAGCCAUGUAUUCAACACGCACAUUCAAACUGAAAGAUGGGUUUGUUGUUCCAAAUGAAAAUGUAUCUCUUUUGAAACGUGGUGCCAGCGUCAUCGAAGGCAUCAGUUGUACUCCUGAUGCCCUUAUCAACGGCGACUCGGAGCAUUACGAUUGGGACUCAGGAUACACGUGUCAUCCGAUUUCCACCGGUGCCAUCAUCGUCCAGCUGCCGCAGCCAUUCAUUUUGGAUUCGAUGCGAAUUCUGCUUUGGGACUGCGACAGUCGGAAGUACAGCUAUUACGUCGAAACGAGCAUCGACUGUGAAAACUGGAAGUUGCUCAUGGACAAGAGGGACGAGGAGUGCAGUUCCUGGCAGCAUCUCAAGUUCGAACCGAGACUCGUGAUUUACGUGAAAAUCGUGGGAACUCGAAAUACAGCGAACGAAGUGUUCCACUGUGUUCACAUUGAAUGUCCUGACCAGACUUGUCUCCCUUACAGCAGCACCGAGUGCAUAAAUCGAAUCACUCGAAUUUGA